Messenger RNA from Rattus rattus (black rat), 2833 nucleotides. It is a transcript of the gene Mrpl16, whose product is annotated as mitochondrial ribosomal protein L16. The record is from RefSeq and is a predicted model, not a curated record. The coding region runs from base 108 to 863 and encodes 251 amino acids. The transcript is spliced from 4 exons. Gene Ontology annotation, cellular component: ribosome; mitochondrial large ribosomal subunit. Gene Ontology annotation, molecular function: rRNA binding; structural constituent of ribosome. Gene Ontology annotation, biological process: mitochondrial translation. NCBI's taxonomy places the organism in Eukaryota, Metazoa, Chordata, Mammalia, Rodentia, Muridae.
CAGAAUACGCCACUUCCGGUCUUGUGUCCGCAGGCGACCGAGCGCUGAACUGAGGAAAGCUACUGUUGUCGCCGAGAGAAUCCGGACCCGGCUGCACGCGCGUGGCCAUGUGGAGGCUACUGACGCGCGCGCCCGCGUCGCUCCGGCGAAUGCACUUUCCAGAUUCUUGGGCAGCCCUUCCCACCUGUGCUGGUCUGAAGACGCUCCUCCCAGUUCCAACUUUUGAAAAUGUCUCCAUCCCUGAAAGAUCCAAACUUAAAUUUGUUGAAAGAGUCCCACUUGUGCCAAAAGUAAGGAGAGAACCUAAAAAUCUGAAGGACAUACGAGGGCCUUCAGCUGAAGCCACUGACUUCACAGAAGGCAAUUUUGCAAUUUUGGCACUUGGAGGUGGUUAUCUUCACUGGGGCCAUUUUGAAAUGAUGCGCUUGACAAUCAACCGAUUUAUGGAUCCCAAGAACAUGUUUGCCAUAUGGCGAGUGCCAGCCCCUUUCAAGCCCAUCACUCGCAAAGGUGUUGGGCAGCGCAUGGGGGGAGGUAAAGGUGCCAUUGAUCACUAUGUGACACCUGUGAAGACUGGAUGCCUCAUAGUAGAGAUGGGUGGACGCUGUGAAUUUGAAGAGGUAAAGCGUGUCCUGAACCAGGUUGCCCACAAGUUGCCCUUUCCAGCAAAGGCCGUGAGCCGUAAGACUCUAGAAAAGAUGCACCAAAAUCAAAAAGAAAGAGAACUUAAUAACCAGAAUCCCUGGACCUUUGAGCGCAUAGCCACUGCGAACAUGUUUGGCAUACGGAAAUUCCUGAGCCCAUAUGACCUGACUCAGAAAGGGCGAUAUUGGGGCAAAUUCUACAUGCCCAAGCGCGUGUAGUGAAAACACAGGAACGUGACUCAGACUCAUUGAGAAUCCGCACCCUUACUUCCUUAGGGUCUUUGGUGGUUCUUGGAUCUUAACUAAGCACAUGAGUGAGUGACUUCUGAAACACUGUGUCGCCUGAUUGGCUCUAAUUAAAGUUCGAGUGUAAUCUCAGGGUACAACUUCUCUUUGGUCAGUGUCAGUUGCUUAAAGGAUUAAGGACAGUUCGACAUAGCCAGCUGUCCCAGCACUCAGGAGGCAGAGACGGGUGGGUCUCAUUUGAGUUCAAGGCCACUCACAUCUACAAGCAAGACCCUGUCUCCACAAAGAAAAAAAAAAGGAACCUGGCAUACCUCCAGAGCUGAGCUGAAAUUAGUCUUUGCAUGUCACAGCUCUGGAAAUAUAAAUGUGUACACUACGUAGUCUAUGAUAUUUUGCUCAUUACAAAUGCAUUUUUUGGAUAAUAAGGAUAAAAACGACAAUACCUAGACUAGUAGGUUCAACAGAUAUUUUUUAAUGCCCAGCUGCCCAUCUUCUGUCAGUCACAGAAGGGGAAACAUGGAGUAUGACAAGCAAUAUACCAUUUAGCAAAAGAACUGAUAACAAAAGUUGAACCCCUUUUGGAGCUUCCUAGAUCUGAAACUAUGUAAGGAGAGGCAUUUGGCUCCUCUGUCCCUUUCGGAGCUAAUGUAUAUGGAACACACACAUUAUUGCUGGAUAAAAGAGGGUCCCAUGUGAUCCAAAACUUCAUGGUGCCAGCUUCAUUUGUCCAUAACAAGAUUGAUCAGUUUUUCUGAGGGAACCAGCAUUCCUUAUUCAAACUCAGGGAAAUAGGAAUGGAUAGAAGUAUAAACCGCUUGCUUUUGAAGGUGAGUAGAAAACUGCAUACUGGUAAAACAUUGCUUUUUAAAAAACAAGAUCCAGCAAAGAACAGAAGCAUUUCACUUACUUUCAAAAGUUAGACCCAGUUUUUCAUUUAUUUUUAAUGAAUGUAAGAUAUAAUAGUCUCUAAGUAAAUUAUUUUUUAAAGUGAAGCACGAUGACACCUAGAAUUAGGAACGUGUUUAGACCAGUUUCUUACAUGCCACUGACCUGCAGCUUCUGCUAACACAGACCUGGUAAGGACUGAAGCAGCAGCUUUAUCCCCUGGCUUCUGUUACUCUGGAUAACACAGUGUGCUGGUUUGGAAGCUGAGUUACAGUAUAAACUUCUUUUGUUGGAAGGAUGAAUUUGCAUUCAGAACCUCCAUCCUGAGACCAACCAUCAUCUGACAAAUGAGAGGCUACUGAUGGAAAUUUAUACCACCAAUAGAAACCCAACCUCUACUUAACCACCAUCCCUCAAAACAAAACCUUUGAAGUGUAUGGAAUGGUAAUAGGGGUGUUGCCGUAUUUUUCCAUACACCUCUGAUUAAUAAUAAAGCAUAAUACUGAUGAUACUUUAAAGAGUUUAAAAGCCAAGCCCAAGUGCUCAUCCAUGAAUGAAAUCAAAGCUUGACUACAAGCAAGCAGAUAUCUGAAAGUGGCAGGCACUGUAUGUGCUAAGCAGUAGGGACAUGGUAGUGUUUGAGACAGGCAUAGUAUCUAUCCUUAAACAAUCUGUAAAGUAAAAACUAUUUUUGGACCCUAAAGAAGGAAGCAGACAUCUGGUGGGUUAAGAGUGCGCCCUAGAAGGGCCGUUAAGAAUCAAAGGGAGUACCAUGAUCUGAGAGACUGCCUCAGAUUUCAGUUAACACCCUGUGCAGUUGAGCCUGUUGUAAUACCUGCCUCUUCACCAGCACCCUGGCCUUCAGGCUCCGAGUCUACACAGAGGGACCCUAAACAGGGACCCAUUAUGCCUCUCUAGCAUGCAGGUCUGCCCUUUAAGGGCCAUCUAAACCCACUGGAUAUUGCUGUGCUCCCUGUUCCUUCAUCCCUGCCUUUCAAUUCCAUAUUUUCAUUAAUUUGUUCACCCUUUCUGUAACAUUUAAUAAACAGUUGAUUGGU